Molecule: messenger RNA, 1246 nt
Organism: Biomphalaria glabrata
Lineage: Eukaryota; Metazoa; Mollusca; Gastropoda; Planorbidae
Exons: 9
Coding region: 126-1085 (319 amino acids)
Source: RefSeq, a predicted model, not a curated record
AGCAGCCUGACGUGCUUUAUAAAGAAAAGUUGGCUUCCAAGGAACAAGAACGCACAUUUCCUACGUUAGCGAGAUCAAACAGCAAGCAAGUGACCAGCAAGCUCUAACUACCAACCAAACAAGUCAUGGACAAAGUACAUAUCGUUCUUCUGCUGGUCUCCUCCAAUGUCUAUCUGGCUUUGGCCCAGUUUAACCCAAACCAACAACAGUUUGGAUCUCCACAGUUUGAUGAUUCACCACCCUUUUCUCCUUUCGGACCGGGCACUGGUAGCCCUAUGUUUCCAGGUUCCCAGCCUGGAUUCGGUUCUCCUUUCGGCGGUCAAGGAUAUAAUCCACUUUUUGGCGGACAAAGAUUCCCACAAGUGCCCUUCCAACCACCUCAAGUCUUGACAUGCAUUGGAGUCAACGAAGCUCUGGAUCAAGUCAAGAUUACACUCAGGCCUGAACCAAAUGGCAACUACCUGGGUCAGAACCCAGCCUUCCAAUUCGGUCAGCCCAGAGAGCUGCAGCGCCAGGACUGGAGAUUAAGUGCCGUCUACAUUCCUGCCGGAAGUACUGGAGCCGUCAGCCCUGCUGGAACUAGCUCGCUCAUUGGUCAAUUUUUCUUGGCCAUUACCCGCUACGGACGUACUGAUGGUCACUGUGCCGGACUAGGAGGCAUCUUGCAAAAUGACGAUCUGAUCAACCAAGGGCAACAAUCUAGAACACCUCAAUACUCCCAGUUUGGUAAUGGUAUGUUUGGACAGAGUUCUUUCCCAGCUGGUUUUAUCCAAGAUCCUAUUGUCAUUAGUCAAGGUGGCAAUGUGUAUUCUGGUGUCAUUAGAAGUCUAUCAGAAGCUGAUCUGAGAGGACGAGGAGUUGCUAUCUGUCUGGACUACUUGUGCCAGCGUCCAACCACCACUUGCUGUUCCAUUGUCAAAGAUUCAGCCCCAGCCACAGAGAUGGUUGGUGCCCCAACUUAUGUUGGUCCAAUGUCUGGAAGUUUAAUUAACAAUAAAGGAACAACCUCCACAGGCACAGGUACAGGCACUGGCACGGGCAUUGCUUCCAGCACCGGAACCGGAGGCUUUGGUGGAUUGUUUUAACUUUAGAUUUACGUAACAGCAGCAGCCUCAAGGUAAAGACAAGACAAUAGUUUGGUGUUCCACAACCUCAACCACAAGCAAAUCAUUGACUCACAACAAGUGUAACUUCGGCGUUCGUGUCAUUCUGUCAACAACCAAAUAAAAUACAAUUACAACAUUUA